AUGCUGGCCUUCUCCAUCACUCGAAGUCGAUUCAACUCGAUUGCUUUCGGGCUUCUACUCACCAGGAAUCUCUUGCCCAGUUGGCUACACGAGUGCAUGCUGGUCCACAAACGGUGGGCAUGCGGAAUUCAUAUUCGAUGCUACGCCAACUGCAUCAGAGACGGCUGUGGGAUGUUGUCCAAGGUAUGUGCUGAAAGGUUUCUUGCACUCCGAGCAGAGGAAAUCGUACAGCAAGAGCUAGUGUUAACAAUAUACAGUGGCUUCAAAUGUACCCAUUUAACUUCCAAGGACGUCUGCAAUGGCAUUGGCUGUACCUCAAUCGCAACCGACGGCGACUCCUCUCUCCAAAAAUUCGUCUCCAUCGCACGAUCCACGGAAUACAAUGCUCGUCUGUGCAUUACAGGAGCGAUCACCCCAGCCGAGAGAACCCUUCCUGGGAACGUCACGGUCACGACUACUUAUCCUACGAAGAGCACGAUACUCGUGACUGUGAGAAUUGCAGAAAACGACGACUCCACCUCUACGAUUGUUUCGACACUUGUGAAAGGCCCAUACAUUACAUCUACCCAGAUGACCGCUUCGAUACCCAGCAUAUCGAUAUUUGCACCUUUAAUCCAGCUCGUUCAUCAGCCUUCCGAUCUAAGCAAUGGAACUUCAAUAAUUACAACCGGGGUGGAAACGAUAACUGCAAUGCAGGAUUCUCAUUCUAGCUCUUCGCUUUCCACGGGUGCAAAAGCUGGAAUCGGGGUGGCUUCUGCUGUCCUGGCACUUGCACUCAUCGGGGCUGCCUUUUUCUUUCUUUCGCGGAAACGAAGUAGGAUUAAGCUGCCAGAGCCGGUGGGGGAAAGCUCAUACGCCAAUCCUCAUGACGGGGCUUAUGAACUUGCGUCAAGCGGACAAAAAGUGGAACUUCCGGCGUCAAAUGAGACUGGAACAAUCAUUGGGACAAAUCAGCCGGAACAAGAAAGUGAUAGCAUCUUUGAACUUCCGGGAUGA
This is a messenger RNA of Penicillium cosmopolitanum, 996 nucleotides long. RefSeq lists its product as uncharacterized. NCBI's taxonomy places the organism in Eukaryota, Fungi, Ascomycota, Eurotiomycetes, Eurotiales, Aspergillaceae. The record is from RefSeq and is a predicted model, not a curated record. Bases 1 to 996 code for a protein of 331 amino acids. The transcript has a single exon.